This is a messenger RNA of Nicotiana tabacum (common tobacco), 972 nucleotides long. Lineage: Eukaryota; Viridiplantae; Streptophyta; Magnoliopsida; Solanales; Solanaceae. The record is from RefSeq and is a predicted model, not a curated record.
AAGGAUAAGGUAAUCAAAAACCAAUGUGCGUCUCCUGGCCUCAUACUUUGAGUUCCCUGGUAAAGGCAAUGAAAAUGAACACCAACAUGCUCUCUACCUACCCAAAACACUUCACUACAAUCCCAAUACCAAUUUCUUCCAAAUCUCAACAUGGCCAUGUUCAAUCCUUUGUUCGUUUUCCUAUUAGAAGCAGCAGCAGUGAUAGCAAUAACAACAAUGCAACCAGCAGCAUCAAUGAUAAUGACAACGAAUCACAACCCAUAACACCACCAAACACGUUGGAGAUUCGAUACCGAAGACGUUCAUCUAAACGAAGAAAGCAGAAGGAAGAAGAAAUGAUUAAUGCAGCAAAACAAGUUGCCAAACCUAAGCCUCCACCUAAGGAAUGGGAAUCCAUGACUCUGACUGAGAAAGCAUUGGAGCUGUAUGUGGGAGAAAAAGGCCUUUUGUUUUGGCUCAACAAAUUUGCUUAUGCUUCUAUUUUUAUUAUAAUUGGGGCUUGGAUACUAUUCCGAUUUGUUGGUCCUGCCCUCAACCUUUACCAGCUGGAUACACCUACUCCUCUUGCUCCUGAAUCCAUGUUCACAGGUUCAGAGAAAUCUUGACCACUGGAAACUUCAAGUUUAAGAUGAGAGCAGAAGGAAGAGACAUUUGUGUUCAGGAAUAUUCCAAUUUUUCCCCUGUUUUCUUCUCUGUCGAAAUUUUGUACUACUCUUGUAUGUAACUCGAAACUUAACAGAGUUAAGCAAAUAAACAAGCCAAUACACUCUCCUGAAAACUAGCUAGUACUAUUGCGUUUCGUUUUUCUCUUUCACUAGCUAAAAGGGGAAGCUACAAAUCCAUCAACUUUAUUUUUCUCUUUUUAACUUUUGAGGUUAGUGGUAACCUUGUCUGCUUCUCUCAUUCCAAUCCAUAGAAAUUAUACUAUGUGAUCUAAAGGUGUCAUGUGCAUGCAUCUCGACAUUUUCAAUA